AUGGCGGAUUUGGGGUCAAACGGCACUUGGAACCGUAUAAGAACCACAUUAAGAGCCGUCGAAGGCGAACCCCGCACGCCCCGAUGCUUUUGCGAAGCUGUGGACUCUGGCAGAUGGACGAUCGGACAAGGUCUGGACCUCAUGGAGCAGAUUUGUACCACCAUCUGGCGAAAUAAGGCCAGUCUUCUGGGUGCGUUUAAGUUCAUCGAAGAGGAGUGCGAGACAGGGCGGCUGAGCGGCCGCGUGUCCAAAGAGAACCUCAGGCGCACCUUGAAAUCCCUGAACGCCUCCUUGGAAGCGAGUCAGGGAGUUGGCGUGCACGGAGCUCCUUUGACCAGCGAUCAGAUCGACAUCAUAGUUGACCAUGCUGUCUUUGAUACGAACAACUCCUUGGAUUACGAGGCCUUCCUGGAGUCCUUCCAGAUUGUAGACAUGGGUUCGACCAGGGAAGUGCAGGAACUUACAGCCAAGAAGGGCGCGCCUUCUGAUCCGAGUUCCCCCUGA
Messenger RNA from Durusdinium trenchii, 504 nucleotides. The record is from the annotation of a GenBank genome assembly. Lineage: Eukaryota; Dinophyceae; Suessiales; Symbiodiniaceae.